Molecule: messenger RNA, 394 nt
Organism: Funneliformis caledonium
Lineage: Eukaryota; Fungi; Glomeromycota; Glomeromycetes; Glomerales; Glomeraceae
Source: the annotation of a GenBank genome assembly
AUCUGCUUAUAGUCAACAUGUUAGUUUUUUCAUAUCUGUUACUAAAAAUAGUGAAGAAUCUGAUAUAAAUAAAAAUAGCAACAUAUCAUUAAAUGAUCAAAGCAUUAAAAUUAAUAAAAAUGAUCAAAGUUUUUUGAAUUAUAAUGAUCAAAACACAUCAAUUCCAGAAGAAGGUGGUAAUCAAAGUAUAUCAAUUUUAAAAGGUGAUAUUCAAAGUAUAUCAUUUUCAAUAGAUAAUGAUGAGUUUAUCUUUGAUGAUAUCUUAAAAAAUACUUUGGAAGAAUCUGAAUCAGAAUCUAAAGUAAAUACAGAUUAUCCAAAUAAAGUAUAUGGUGAUUUAAUGGCAUUAGUUAUAAACUAUAAACUUAGUAAUAAGACAGAUAAUAUAAUAUGA